Molecule: messenger RNA, 710 nt
Organism: Spodoptera frugiperda (fall armyworm)
Lineage: Eukaryota; Metazoa; Arthropoda; Insecta; Lepidoptera; Noctuidae
Product: histidine-rich glycoprotein-like
Exons: 6
Coding region: 72-710 (212 amino acids)
Cellular component (GO): extracellular matrix
Source: RefSeq, a predicted model, not a curated record
AAAGACGUGAGCAUUAGAAGUUAUGGUAUCAGUUCACAUCUGGACUUGUAACAAAGAAUUAAAACUACAAAAUGUUCUUCAAGGUACUCUGCGCACUAUCUGUAGCCAUCGCGGUGGUCUCCGCUCACGGGCACUCAUCCCAGUUCGUCCACAAAUACGACGGACACCACGAGCCUGUACACCACGGACAUGGUCACCAUGACUACUACACUCAUCCUAAGUUCGAGUUCGGCUACAAAGUAGACGACGACCACACUGGCGACCACAAGUCGCAGCACGAGCACCGCGACGGUGACGUCGUCAAGGGCCACUACUCGCUGCACGAGCCUGACGGCUCCGUCAGGGACGUGCACUACCACGGCGACCACCACAGCGGAUUCCACGCAGACGUAAAGCACAGCAUUCACCACAUCGUACUUUGCGUAUUAUCCGUAGCUGUCGCAAUGGUGUCUACUCAUGGAACAUCAUCUCAAUAUGUCCAUAAACACGAUGGACAUCAUGAGCCUGUAUCCCAUGGACAUGGCCACCAUGACUACUACACUCAUCCUAAGUUCGAGUUCAAGUACAAGGUAGACGACGACCACACAGGCGACCACAAGUCGCAGCACGAGCACCGCGACGGUGACGUCGUCAAGGGCCACUACUCGCUGCACGAGCCUGACGGCUCCGUCAGGGACGUGCACUACCACGGCGACCACCACAGCGGGUAA